Molecule: messenger RNA, 446 nt
Organism: Aspergillus heteromorphus CBS 117.55
Lineage: Eukaryota; Fungi; Ascomycota; Eurotiomycetes; Eurotiales; Aspergillaceae
Exons: 1
Coding region: 82-396 (104 amino acids)
Source: RefSeq, a predicted model, not a curated record
AGCGGGCAUUAGAGCUCAUUGCUCAUUAGUAAGACAAUAUAUGGUAGUUAGUUAUACUAUACUCAUUCUAUACCCCGCCAAAUGCGCAAGAGUAAGAAACGGAAGGGUAUAUAUCAAGAUUCCAGAUUCAAGACCUCUCCACGGUCAGCUCGGUCACCGUCUGGAUCUGAAACGCGCUGGUCGUGCCAUCCCUGCGCACCAACGGCGGCCUCUGCAGUGCCCCAGACGCAGAGGGAGAGGCAAACGCAGAAGCCGUUGUCCCCAGCCCUGUCCCUGGGUCCAUGCCCAUGCCCAUGCCGCCAACUCCAACACCCAGCCCAGCCAGGCCCGCAAGCCCCGGGUCCAGCGUACUCUCACUCCCCGUGCCCGUGCCCGGCGUCCCCGUCGUCCCACUAGGACUAACACUCAGACUGACACUUUCCCCCGGACUCUUCCCCUUAUGCCCC